CAGUGUCGGUGCGCGCGCGAAAAAAGGCACGGCCAACGGAAACAAGAUGACGAUCGCCAGAAGCACGUUGGCCGAAAGCCUCCGGGAGCUGUACCAGUUCAGUGUCGUAGACUAUUGCGUGUUUGCGCUGAUGCUGAUCUUGUCGGCGGCCUGUGGUAUCUAUUUUGGAUUCUUCAAACGUUCGACCGGUGCUGACGACGAGGUGACACCGGAGAGCAGUAGCAGCGAUGACGACGAAAGUGGACACCAGCGGAAAAAGAAAAAAACCACCAGCACCUUCGGUUCGUCCACGAUGGACGAGUAUUUGCUGGGUUCGCGCAAACUGAAAGCAUUUCCGGUGGCGAUGAGUCUGGUGGCGGGCUACAUUUCCGGCGUUACGAUUCUGGGAACGCCGGCGGAGAUCUACAACUUCGGCACACAGUACUGGCUGAUAGUGCUGCCAAUUCUGCUCAUGGGGGUUGCCGUUUGCACCAUCUAUUUGCCGGUGUUUUGCUCGCUGAAGCUUAACUCUUCCUAUGAGUAUCUCGAGUUACGAUUCAACAGCUACGUCCGCUCGAUCGCUUCUGUGAUGUUCGUCCUUGACGAGCUAUUUUUCCUCCCAAUGAUCAUCUAUGUUCCCGCGUUGGCCUUCAAUCAGGUUACGGGGUUCAAUCUCUAUCUGAUCGGUGCGAUCGUUUGCGUCGUUUGCAUCUUCUACACGCUACUGGGCGGAAUCAAAGCGGUGGUGUUCACAGAUGCGUGGCAGGUGGUGGUGAUGUUCAUCUCCGUCGUGGUCGUCGUUAUCAUUGGUACGAUCGCGAUUGGCGGUCCCGAUAUCAUCUGGGAUCGGUCUCUUGACGGUGGUCGCAUCGAUUUUUUCAACAUGAGUCCCUCGAUGUAUGAGCGGCAAACCUUCUGGGCGGUGCUGAUCGGCGGCUUCUUCUACUGGACAUCGUUCAACUCCGUCAAUCAGACGAUGGUGCAGCGCUACAUGUCGCUGCCGAAUCUCAAGAAAGCGAAACUCUCUAUCGCCAUGUUCACCGUCGGCAUGGGAGUGUUUGUGUCGGUUUGCUGCUACGCCGGACUGCUACUGUACGGCAAGUACUACGAGUGUGAUCCGGCCUCGGUCGGGCUGGUGACGACGGAUGAUCAACUGUUUCCGCACUACGUGAUGGAGGCGGUGGGCAAGCUAAAGGGCAUCCCAGGACUGUUCAUUGCCGGUGUGUUUGGAGCCGCCCUCAGUUCGCUCUCGGUCGUACUGAACUCUACCUCAGCCGUGCUUCUGGAGGAUAUCCUGAAGGGCUUGUUUCGCGUCAAUCCGACCCCGUUCGUGGCGAACGUCUUUGUGCGGGGCAGUGUCGUUGUGCUGGGAUUGGCCGCGAUGGGUUGUUUGUUUAUUAUCGAAAAAUUGGGCGGCAUUUUGAGUGUAGCCACGUCGCUCUCUGCUAUUGCCGCUGGAACUACGUGUGGCAUUUUCACGCUCGGUAUGUUGGUGCCCUGGAGUAAUGCCAACGGGGCUCUGUUCGGUGGUAUUUCCGGUGCGCUGCUGUCCGGGUGGGUCUCACUCGGCAGUCAGUUUGCUGGGGCUGCUGGAGAGAUUGCCCCUCACAAGUUGCCCGUUUCGAUCGACGGCUGCAUCGAGGAUCUGGUGACGAACAUGACUUUGGUGAACCCAGUGUACCCGGACGAGGCGAGUGUCUUUCCGUUGUAUCGAUUAUCGUACCAUUGGAUCACGCCGAUCGGUGUGCUGACGGUGCUGGUGGUCGGUACGAUCGUGUCCUUCGUUACCGGCCCUCGCGAUCUGCGUCACAUCGAUCCGGAGUUGAUAUCACCGGUCAUCCAUCGCUUUUUACCGCAAGAAUCGUUCGGAAACUAUGGUACCACUAGCAGAACUGCGGACGGACCGCAGGCGAAUUUUUGUGAGGAAAUGCAACCCCAGAGCAGCGGCAGUGGUGUGGGAAGCGUUCCCUAUGGAACGACGACGACGCUAGGACGAAGCGAACAGUCACCGAAAUCUCGAUGA
Messenger RNA from Anopheles cruzii, 2002 nucleotides. It is a transcript of the gene SLC5A11, whose product is annotated as sodium-coupled monocarboxylate transporter 1. Gene Ontology annotation, biological process: sodium ion transport; transmembrane transport. Gene Ontology annotation, molecular function: symporter activity. Bases 47 to 2002 code for a protein of 651 amino acids. Gene Ontology annotation, cellular component: membrane. Lineage: Eukaryota; Metazoa; Arthropoda; Insecta; Diptera; Culicidae. The transcript has 8 exons. The record is from RefSeq and is a predicted model, not a curated record.